This is a messenger RNA of Salvia splendens (bonfire salvia), 1956 nucleotides long. RefSeq names its product protein FAR1-RELATED SEQUENCE 5-like. NCBI's taxonomy places the organism in Eukaryota, Viridiplantae, Streptophyta, Magnoliopsida, Lamiales, Lamiaceae. The record is from RefSeq and is a predicted model, not a curated record. The transcript is spliced from 8 exons. Bases 1 to 1956 code for a protein of 651 amino acids. Gene Ontology annotation, molecular function: zinc ion binding.
AUGGUGUCGUUUGUUACCAGCGUUGUAGAGAUCGUUGUUCUCUCAUUACUGGAAGAAGUUGCCCAAUUCUGGGGGGAUUGGGGUGUAGGACAGGUUGAGAAACGUAAUCGUUAUGGAGGACCGCAUCAAUGCAUACGAAUAAGAUGUGCCGUGUUUCGUUGUUUGACAAAUGGUGCUUGUGAUGUAAUGAAGGACCGCAAGUAUGCCUCAUUAAUUAAGGCUCUUAAUGUGCCGUUGAGUGUUGUUCCGGAAUGUGCGCUGGAGCUGAAGCCUCAUGUCGGUAUGAAAUUCCAAUCUUUGGAAUUCGCUUUCACUUUUUACGAGGUAUACGCCCACGCAGUUGGCUUUGAUACGCGCAAACAAGCGAUGAGGAAGGCGGAUGAUGAGUUUAACGAGGUUCAUAACCAUGAUAUGGUUGAGUCGGAUCAUCAUCACUUCAUGUCCAGUAGUCGCAAGCUGGAUGAUGUACAUCAUAAAUUCAUCCUCGACUGUUCCAAGGCUAAUAUAGGCCCCACAGUUACAUUUAAGGUGUUGAAGGAAAUUCUCGGUGGGUUUGACCUAGUUGGUUGCACUGCUGGGGAUAUCAGGAAUGCUUCGCGGGACAUCAAAGCAUAUGCACAUGGAUUUGACGUACAAAUGGUUUUGGAUGAUAUGCUUAUGGCUAAGAAGAAGGAGAUGUCCGAGGCGUUUACCUAUCACUACGACGUUAAAGCUUCUGACCAGUUGGUUGCUCUAUUUUGGUGCGACGGUUUGAUGAAGAGGAAUUACCACAUGUUUGGUGACAUUGUGUCCUUUGACUCCACGUACAACACAAACAGGUACUGUAUGAUAUUCACUCAUUUCACUGGAAAGGAUAAUCAUUGUAAACCUAUGACCUUCGCUGCCGGAUUAGUUUGCAGCGAGAAAACAUGGGCUUUUGCUUGGUGGUUCAGACAUUUCGUUGAAUGUAUGGGUGUAGCACCCAAGAUGAUUGUGACCGAUCAGGAUUUGGGCAUGAGAUCAGCUAUUGAAGAGGUUCUAGUUGGGACUCGGCACCGUUGGUGUAUGUGGCAUAUAAUACAUAAGUUGGCUAGCAAGGUACCAAACUGGUUGCUGAGGGACGACGAGUUCAAAAAGGAAUUCAAUGCUUGUGUGUGGUCGGAACUGGUUGAGUCGGACGAAUUUGAGGAGGAGUGGAAUAGAUUCGUCGAACAACAUCAACUAGAGGACAUCGACUGGUUCAACACGUUGUAUGCGUACAGGCAAUUCUGGAUACCGGCGUACUUCAGGGAUUUUCCUAUGGGUUCGAUGAUUAGGACUACGUCAUUAUCCGAAUCAGAGAACAGUUUUUACAAAAAUUUUCUGAAGCCAAGAGCUAACAUUGCUGAAUUCUACCUGAAUUUCAACCACGCCAUUGAAUUCCAGCGGAACAGUCGGACGACGUUGGACUACCACGAUGCCACUGCCAUACCCAUACUAGCCACUACUCUGCCAUUCGAGAAACAUGCUUCUACGUUGUAUACCGAUAGUAUUUUCAAGAAAAUACAAGAAGAAAUUGUGAAGGGUAAUGACAGAUGUCGUGUGCUUGGAUUUUCAUCCAGAGAAACGGUUGACACCUACAAGCUUGGUGACAGCAAGCGCAAUGCAUAUGUUGUCCGUCAUGAGAAGACUGAUGAUACUUACUCAUGCGAAUGCAAACUAUUUGGUCGGCACGGUUACUUGUGCAGCCAUAUAUUUUUCCUGUUUCGGAACAACGAGGUGAAAAAGAUCCAUGAUAAAUACUAUGAAAGUCGAUGGAUGAAGACUCCCUUAGCCAAGGUUGUGCAUGGGGAGUUUCACGAUCUCAUGCCUACCCAUUCCUCCGGAGAAGAUAGGCAAACUGUGUCUAAGCAGGCGAUUUCGAUGUUUUAUGGGUUUCUUAGAAGCUUUGAGACAGACAUUGAAGUGCUACGUGCAUUCGUUGGGGGCGUCGAAUAA